AUUCAAAAAUGGUGGACGUCGAUGCUUGAGUUUCCGGCGUUUUGAUGAAGUUACUAAAAUAUUAUGAUGUGUAUUUAGUUUAGAACCCCAUUUUAAACAGUGUUGUAAAAUAGAAAAUGGUAACGAUUGUCGACGAUUUAGAUUCCUUAACUUUAAAUGAGCCAAUCUUCAAGGAUGUCAAAUAUUAUUUGUCCGGAGAUGUCUCUGAAAGGAUUAUGCACCUUCUCCAGUCGGGCGGGGCUGAAGAAAAGAAAUAUUUCUCGGACUAUGUCACUCAUUUAAUUUGUGGCCAGAAUGCUGCAGACACAGACCUCGAAGACGCUCAGGAUAUCUAUCAGAUCCCUGCUGUGACAGAAUACUGGGUGCUUGCUUGCAUUAGGUUGAAAAGAUUGGCAAAUACAAAGCCAUACAGCUAUUCGAAGAAUAAGAUAUUCUCUAAUGUGGUGGCCUGUGUGUGUAAAGUGAGUGUCGUCGAUGCCAAGACUUUGUUCGCGCUUCUAACAUAUCAUGGUGGCAAAGUGAAGGUACAGCUGGACAGUCAGUGCACCCACUUGAUCUGUGGUUCAGCUUCUGGCAAAAAAUAUAGUGCUGCUCUUACUCUACCUACUUCAAAACUAAAAAUAGUGACCCCUGAUUGGGUAUUGGAGAGCUUAAAAGCGAGAAUACAAGCAGUGGCUGAAGUUUUUCACCCCAAACUGCUCAUUGUGCCACAACCACCUAAACCAAUGGAUCGCAUUAGUGCAAUCACUGGAUUUGACUUUGAGGAAGGUAUUGCCAAGAAUGAAGUGCCAACACAAAAUCUGUCAGAUAAUAAAGAUGAAAGUACCCAGGCCUUGCUUGAUAAAUUGAAACAAAGGAUGCCUUGGAACCACCCCCCUUCUACUGCUAAUUCAUCUUCCAUAGCUACAUCCACUGUGAGUUCUUUGGGCUUCACAAACACCCAAAUGCCCACCUCGAGUAUUAUGAGCAAGUCUAUUCCUCAAGGCAUUGUGACUCAAAAUUUGCAAAUACAAAAUAGUCAACCUAAUGCUCAGUUAAUGCAAAAGUUUGGACAAAACACAAUUGUGCCACAGCCGGGAAUCAAUGUGCAAAGUCACCAAAUAAACCUGCAACAACAACCGCAGCAACAACAACAAUACACUCAGGGUCAGCAGCAACCACAUGGUUUGACAGCUAUCCAAAUUCAACAACAAAAGAUGCUACAACAGCAUCAAUUGAAGAUGCAAAUGAUGCAGCAGCAGCAAAACAAGAUUGGCAACCAACAAACUCAGCAGUUCCAACAACCCAAUGUUUCUCAGCUAAACCAGGGAUUAUCUGGACAGAUACAGCAUAUACAAAACACACAGCACCACAUACAACAAACUAUACAGUCACCAAAUACUUCAAUGAGUUCUGCUCAGCAACAGAUUGAAAAUAUUAGCCAGAUGCUCAGUCAAAGUGCCAAUAACAUGCAGCAACAACAACUGAACCAGCAGAACAUGGCCAUGAAACAGAAUUUGAGUCUAAGCCAGCAGACGGCAUCACAAGCUGUUCAGAACAUUGCACAGCAACUAGCACAAUCUACACAAAGCUUCCAGAAUGCUAAAAUGAAUCAAAAUCUGAGCCAGGGACAAGUUAUCACCCAGCAAUUAAUAGGUUCCGGUCAGCAGUUAUCAACCCAAAACCAAAAUUUGAUUCAACAACAGACUGUUCAAUCUAUAACUAAUCAACAGCAGAAUAUUAAUAUGGGUGUAGUGAAUCAGCAGGGGCUGGUGACGUCACAGGCUCAGCAGGGUCAAAGCCAAGUGCAAUUGAAUCAAUUAGUAGGGAGCACCGGGCAACAGAUUGGACAGCAAAUUCAGUCCAUACAGCAGGCAAUUCAAGGUCAACAGACUGGUAAUGUGCCCGUGCAAGGCACUUGGAGGCAACAGAAUAUCCAGAUGGUCCAAAAUGUGCAGGGCCAACAUCAAAUUAUAAGAAGUCCUUUAAUCCAGUCUCGCAAUCCACAGAGCCAAGUGGUGUUGCAGCAGCAAAUAAUGCAGACUCAACAGCAAGCUCUGAUAAACAACCAGCAGCCACAGCUGAGUCCGCAGCAACAUACAAUUCAGCAGACAUCACAACAAAUUUUGCAACAAUCUAUUGGUUCUCAAGGUCAGACGAUAAGCCAAACUCACCAUCAAAUAUUAGUACAAAAACAGCAAUUGUUGAACAGUUCUGGACAGCAACAAAUAGUCCAGGCUCCGCAGCAAGUGCUUAUAAAUCAACAUACUGGACAACAACAGAUUUUGGUUCAUGGAAAUCAGCAGGUUACUUUGCAGAGUGGUCAGCAAAUAGUGUCACAAAGCCAGAUAGUUCAUCAAGGUGGUCAAUUGGUCAAUCAGGGUGGACAGCAAAUUAUAACACAAGGAACGCAGCAAGUUUUAUCACAAGGAGGGCAGCAUGUGAUAACUCAGCAGGGCCAGCAACAUCAAGUGGUGAUCGCUCAGUCUCCACAGCAGAUUGUGACACAGUCUGGUCAGAUUAUUGGGCAGGCUGUUGGUCAGACUCAGCAAGUGCUGUCGCAAGUGCCGCAGUCACCCCAGGGCGGGACUCAGUUGACGUCGGGUGGUGGCAUACAGCAGAUCAUCACGCAUAGUGGUGGGCAGCAGAUCGUGUCUCCUGGAGGCCAGCAGAUAGUCCAAGGGGGCCAGGCAUGGCAACAGCAGCAGUACUUACAACAAAGGCAGCAAAUCGCGCAACCAGGAACCGUGGGGCCUAGAGUAUCCUGGACGGCAGGGGGCGGCGGUCGCCAGCUGAUCCACUUGGAUGCGCAGACGCACGCACAGCUGCAGCAAAUGGACCCCAAGCAGAGAGCUAUGUUCGUAGCGCAGCUGCAGAAGCGAAGACAGCUGUCUAUGCAGCGGGCGGCUGCUUUGGCUCAGCAACAGGGAGGCGUGGUAACAGGGACCCCCGGGGGAACGCAGCCGAGUGUCACUUUCAUUAGGAGCCAGCUGCCGGCAGGGUUGACCCAGCAGCAACAGGUACAAUGGCUACAACAACAAGGAGCCAGAGCGGCUACCAUACCAGCUUCAGGACCGGCCCAGCCCCCACAGUCUCCAGUGGGUGGCGCCCCAGUGGCCAGCCCGGGGGCGGCGACAGGGGGCGCUGUGGAGUCCCAACUCCAACAGCUGCAGCUCCAUAGACAACAACAGUACCAGAGGUUGCAGCAGCUCCAAGCGCAGAGAGACCAUGUAGCACAGCAUCACGCCAUCAAACAGGUGGGCACCGGCAUAGGUCCACACACAGUGGCCGCGGUGGGGGCGGUGGGGGCCGUGGGUAACGUGGGCGUGGGUGGGGUGAACGCCGUGGGGGCGGUGGGAACCCAGCCCCUGGCCGAACCAAACGUCGACGCAGCUCUUCUCACUUCGCCUCAAGGGGACCAACAACAAGGUGCAAACAGCGCGCUGUUAGUGAACCCUAAGACCAAAACAGCUUUGGCCAACAUGCUGAGCAUCCGACUUCAGGGCGGAACCACCCCCGCUGACCACGAGCCCUCCGCUGCCGGCACACUCAGGUUAAUGACAGCAGUGCACGCAGCUGGGGGCGCUGUGGGCGCUGUGGGGGCGGUGGGUGCGGUGGGGGGCGUCGGCGCAGUUCGGGCCCCCGCGCGGCUGUUGCUGGGGCCGCAGCAUCAUCCGCACCAGGCGGGGGCAGGUGUGGUGGGUAGUAAAGUGUACGCAGGCGCGGUGAGGGCGCCGCCCCCCCGCGCACAGUUCUACGGCCACAACCCCAACCUCAAACUACCCCCGGAUUUGUUCCUGCUGGGCUGCGUGUUUCAUAUUGUGGAGUACCAACAAUCGUGGGGCACCGAGCGGGUGGCGCGGUGGGCCGAAGCUAUACAACGGCGCGGCGGUGAAGUCGAAGCCAACUACUGCGCAAGAGUCACUCAUGUGCUGUGUGAGACGCAGAAACAUGGCGUCGUCAUGCAGGCGCUGCGCGACGCCAAGCGCUGCGUGACCGCGUACUGGCUGUCGGACGCGAUGCUGCGGCGCGCUGUGGCGCCGCCCUGGCAGGCGCUGCACCUGCCCGCCAUGUACUGUGUGCGGGAGCGGCCGGCGCGACAGCAUCGCGCCGCCGUCUCCGGCUGGCGGCUGGAGGAGCGCCAGCGACUGUUCUGCUGCAUACACCAUGUGGGCGCCAAGGUGACACCGUACAUGACUCGAGACAACACAGUGUUGAUCUGCAAACGGGCCGAGGGCAACAAAUACAGGAGGGCCCGGGAGUGGGGCAUCCCCGUGGUGACCGCCAUGUGGCUCACUGACCUGCUGCUGGGCAACAUGAGUGCGCUGGCGCAGAUUGAAAAUACCAAAUAUCAGCAGUUCAACUUGACAAGUCCGUUCCGUAUGGACUACAGUCUAGUGUCACAUCUGAUGAACGGCUGGAAAAUGCCAAUAAACAUAACACAAGAGUCUAACGAGAGAGCGAAGCGCGCAGCCGCUAGCGCCGCCCCCCCGCGGCGCGCCAAGCGGCCGCGCCUCGACCCCGCCGCCCCCUCCCCCUCCCCCUGCCCCUCCCCGGCCCCGGCCCCGGCCGCCGCACCCGCACCCUCCCCCGCGCCCGCCCCCGCCGCGCCGCCGCCGCCCCUGCCCCUUGCGCUCGCGCCCCGGGUUCUCUUCUCGGCUGUGGCGCCGCACGAACAAGCGAGAUUGGCCGCUAUUGUCAGACAACUGGGCGGGUCUGUGGUGUCGUCGCCGGCAGAAGCCACUCAUCUAGUGAUGGAGAAGCUGGUCCGCACCAGCAAGCUGCUCAGCGGGCUCGUGUGCAGCAAACACCUGCUGCGGCCCGAGUGGCUGCUGGCCAGCCAGCGGCUCAACAAGUUCGCGGACGAGGCCCAGCACCAACUCCGCGACGACGCCUUCAACAAGACCUUCAACUGCGACAUCUCCGAGGUGCUACUCUGCGGGGAACAGCGCAGAAAACUCUUCGAAGGCGUCACCUUCUUCCUCACUCCGUGCGUGAAACCGUCCCGAGCGGCUCUCACCGAAAUGAUCGAAUUAUCCGGAGGAAAAGUGGAAAGGAACAGACGAAGUUACGUGUCCAUUCAAGAAAUGCACACCCAGAAACCGUACAGUUAUCUAGUGUUAACGGUGCCAAAUGAUUUGCAUCUAGUGUAUUACUUGUUACAAUCGGAAAAGACGUUGAAUGUUGUGUGCAGUACGGAAGUGGUGCUGUCGGCCAUUAUGAGACAGAAACUGGACGUCGAAGAGUUCCUUGUCAAAAUUGAUUAGUUUUAGUUUCGUUAUGGAAUUGUGAUCGUGUUCAAUGUCCUUGAAGUGUACAACACAAAUGGAAAAAUUUUAUUUAGAAUAUUGUAAAUAAAGAAAUUCACCCAACAGAUAUUUAGAGCAAUCUGACACGAAUCCGGAUUCGCCAUUAAUUUUCCUAUUAUUUUUUUCUUAUUUGAUAAAUAGAAGAUUUACUCUUUGUUACUACCGUCUUGUUAUUUUUCUAAUGUCUUUUGUGACUUUUGGAUUCGGGUGAAUUUUACCAAGACAGAUUUAUUGCAAAAUAUUGUUGGUGUAAUGAACCAUGAAUGUUUAUGAAAUAUCUCAUAUAAAAUUAAGUCUUGACAACUGGUGUGUGCUGGAAGUGGGAGUAAUUAUAAUGUAAUUAAAUAUUAUAAGCAUAUAUAUAUGUCAUUCAGAUGUUAGUAUUAAAUGAAAUAUAUAAAUGCUCUCAUAUGGACUGAUUGAUAUGAUCAAAAGUGUAAUGACAAGAAUUGCUGGUAGAGCUGUGAAGGUAUAUUUAAGUAUUAAAUUAUAAUUAAAUGUGAAACAAGUAAUUUAUAGUAUAAUAAAGAAAAUAUUUUUUGGACCAAAUAAAAUGGGAGCAGUGAACAGUGCCGCAAAAUCAUCCUUUCUGUAUUGUAACUUGUAUGGAAAAGAUGCCACAAUAUGUAAUAUCCAGUAUUCAUAUUAUGUAUGAAAUAUCAUAUUUUAAAAAGCUAAAAGGCUCCUAACUCAUAUUUUCGGUCAGUAUUUUUAUUCUCAUACAUAUCCUUGAAUACCUACAAAAUGAUGAUUAUGUUUAAGUUGUAAUAUUUCUAAAGAUGUUUCUUUUAUUUUGUAAUAUCUUGUUGUUUUCGACUGUUGUCUGAUGUUUCUUAUAUUUUUGCAUGUCCGCGGGAUACGCGCUCGUUUUGUUCAAAUUUUAAAAAGCAGUUAUGAAUUCGAUUAUUUUGAUAACUUUUCUUUUACCUAUUUUGUAAAUAACUUAUUUGUAAGUCUGGACCACAACUCGUCUGAACAGAAAAAUAUAUGAAUCGUUUAGUA
This is a messenger RNA of Plodia interpunctella (Indianmeal moth), 6290 nucleotides long. It is a transcript of the gene Ptip, whose product is annotated as PAX transcription activation domain interacting protein. The coding region runs from base 117 to 5246 and encodes 1709 amino acids. The record is from RefSeq and is a predicted model, not a curated record. Lineage: Eukaryota; Metazoa; Arthropoda; Insecta; Lepidoptera; Pyralidae. The transcript is spliced from 16 exons.